Colletotrichum graminicola M1.001 is the source of this 240-nucleotide messenger RNA. RefSeq lists its product as uncharacterized. The transcript has a single exon. The record is from RefSeq and is a predicted model, not a curated record. Lineage: Eukaryota; Fungi; Ascomycota; Sordariomycetes; Glomerellales; Glomerellaceae. Bases 1 to 240 code for a protein of 79 amino acids.
AUGUCGCCCACGUACACCAUGUCCGCACACUUGUGCAAGUCCAUCUACGCCUCUUGGCGCGAGACCCGCCGCUCGCCGUCCGACCUGCCCUCGCCCGGCGUCCAGGCCCCCAACAUGACGUCCUACUUUCCUCGCAGCCCGUCCCCCGAGAAGCGAUCCAUGGACAGCGACCGCAGUGACACCGCGCUGCCCAUGACGCGACCCCCUUCAAGCUCCUCCUGGCGAUCCGGGCCCAAAUAG